This is a messenger RNA of Entrophospora sp. SA101, 1314 nucleotides long. The record is from the annotation of a GenBank genome assembly. NCBI's taxonomy places the organism in Eukaryota, Fungi, Glomeromycota, Glomeromycetes, Entrophosporales, Entrophosporaceae.
AUGGUUUUCUUUACUCGUUUAUCUGCCGUUUUAUCUUUGGUUAUAUUGGCUACAAUUUUCUUGGCUUCUUUGAUCAGAUCGCCAGAUGAUGAUAAAAUUCAAUGUGCGACUUCAUUUAAAACCACAAAUUUUACUAAUUUAAAAACAGAAAAAUACAUGGUUUUCUUAAAAGCUGAAGAUAACGGACAUAAAUCAUGGUUAAAUGAUUGUUGGGAUGUGAAAAAAAAACCAAUUGAUAUCCAAAGUUUCUUUAAUCACAAUGUUGAAAAAAAUACAGCUCUUGAUUUAACCAUAGAAGGAACAUCUCUUAAAGGUUACAUAGCUCACUUUUCACCACAAUUUGUCAAGGAACACCUUUCCACACGUAGUGAUGUCGAAUUUUUUGAAAAAGAUUCUCCCAUAACAUUAAAAAAUGUUAUUCCCUCAAAAAACAAACCUUCCAAUGGAAUAACGGAAAAAACUCUUCUACCAAAUUUGGAUCGUAUUGACCAAAGUAAACUCCCGCUAGAUGGUUCUUACACAUUCCCCGCUUCUGCCGGUAAAGGUGUAAAUGUCUACGUUAUAGAUACUGGUAUUAACAUAAAACAUGUUGAAUUUGGAGAUCGUGCUAAAGUAGGAGGUAGAUUUUGUGAUGGUCCAGGUUGUGAUACUGAUAAUGAUGAUAAAGGUCACGGUAGUCAUGUCGCCGGCAUAAUUGGAGGAAAAACCGUUGGUGUUGCAAAUCAAGUUAAUCUCAUUUCUGUCAAGAUACUUGAUGCGAAUGGUACCGGUAGUCAAGGCAAUGUCAUUGUUGGUUUGCAUUAUGUCCUUAAACAACACAUAAAAAGUUCAAACAAAAAUACGGUGGUCAACGUGUCAGUAGGCGGUGUUUAUCUUGCAGCUCUUAACAAUGUCGUUAAAUCAUUAACCGACGCUGGUGCUCAUGUAGUAACGGCUGCUGGUAACAAUGCUAGUGAUGCUUGUUUCGUAUCGCCCGCCUCUGCUCCUGAAGCCAUAACGGUUGGUGCUCUUGAAGAAAAAGCAGAUGCUCUUGCUAAAUACUCAAAUGUUGGAAAUUGUGUGAAUAUCAUUGCUCCGGGCACCAACAUUCAAUCUGUCGAUGCAAAAUCCAAUGACAAAUUUACAAUUCUCACUGGAACUUCACAAGCAGCUCCACAUGUCUCGGGUGCAAUUGCUUUAAUCAUUGCUAAAGAAGGUAACAAAUCUCCUGCUGAAAUGGCCAAAACAAUUAUUAAUUUAUCAACAAAAAAUUUGCUUGACCCAUUGACUCUCAGUGGCACUCCAAAUAAUAUUCUUAGAAUCCCAGCACCAUGA